This is a messenger RNA of Carassius gibelio (silver crucian carp), 3163 nucleotides long. RefSeq names its product deoxynucleoside triphosphate triphosphohydrolase SAMHD1-like. The record is from RefSeq and is a predicted model, not a curated record. NCBI's taxonomy places the organism in Eukaryota, Metazoa, Chordata, Actinopteri, Cypriniformes, Cyprinidae. The coding region runs from base 1 to 1605 and encodes 534 amino acids. Gene Ontology annotation, molecular function: dGTPase activity. Gene Ontology annotation, biological process: defense response to virus; regulation of innate immune response; dGTP catabolic process. The transcript has 15 exons. Gene Ontology annotation, cellular component: nucleus.
AUGCCUCAAUCUGAGCAAACCAGAAAAACUCUCUCCGAUCACAGGAAAAGUCUCCAGGAUCUAAAAAAGUCCUAUGAAGCAAGUGAAGAGGCUGAGAAACAACAGUUAUGGGAGAUUAUCAAGGACGAAUUGCAGGAGAUCCUGAAGAAGUACUCCUUAGACUUCUCAAAUGAACAAAUGAAGAUCUUCAACGACCCCAUCCAUGGUCACAUUGAGCUGCACCCCCUGUUGGUGAAGAUCACAGAUACUCCUCAGUUUCAGAGACUGAGACACAUCAAACAGCUGGGAGGAACAUAUCUGGUGUAUCCAGGUGCUUCCCACAAUCGCUUUGAACACUCACUUGGUGUGGCGUAUUUAGCAGGACGUCUGGUGAAGAUUCUUCAUGACAAUCAACCAGAGCUCAAAAUCACCAAACAGGAUUUCCUGUGUGUUCAAAUCGCUGGUCUGUGUCAUGACUUGGGUCAUGGUCCAUUUUCUCAUGUAUUUGAUUGUCUGGUUAUUCCUGAAGCCAAAAAAAUAAAACAUAGAAGAGGUCUGCCUGAUGACAUCCCUGAAAAGUGGAAGCAUGAGCAGAUGUCAAUUCAGAUGUUUGAUGACAUUGUGAAGAGUCUGAAGGCUGAGAAUGAAGAUGUGUUGAAAGAAUAUGGACUGGAUGAUAAAGACGUCACCUUCAUUAAAGAGUUAAUUGAAGGGGCAAAAACUUCAGAGUGGACAUAUGAAGGCAGAGAUGAAGAAAAAUCCUUCCUGUAUGAGAUUGUGGCAAAUAAACAGAACGGGAUUGAUGUAGACAAAUGGGACUAUUUUGCACGAGACUGUCAUCACCUUGGCAUUCGAAACAGUUUUGAUCACCAGCGUCUGCUGAAGUUUGCUCGAGUCUGUGAAGUGAACGGGAGAAAUCACAUCUGCUUCAGAGACAAGGAGGCUGAUAAUGUUUAUGACAUGUUUCGCACCCGAUACACUCUCCAUCGCCAGGCCUAUCAGCACAAGAUCUGCAACAUCAUCGAAGACAUGUUUUCAGAAGCUCUAUUACGAGCUGAUCGUGAUCUUCAUGAAGGAAAACCUGAAGAUAUGCUGAAGAUUUCUGAAGCCAUAAAAACAGCAGAGGACUACAGCAAACUCACAGAUGAGAUCUUUGAGCAGAUUUUGUCCUCCACUUCUGAUAAACUGAAGGAAUCUCGAGACAUCUUGAACAAGAUCAUCAGAAGAAAACUGCCAAAGUUUGUUGGGGAAGCACGACUGACUGAAAAUAACAUCUCAAAGGAAGAGCUGACAGAAACAUGGAAAGCUGCAGUAGAGAAGUACAAACCUACAGACCCCACUGUUUCUCUGAAUGCUGAUGAUUUACCAGUUUAUGUGGUUGAUCUGGAUCACGGCAUGAAGGACAAAAACCCCAUUCAAAACGUCUAUUUCUACAGCAAGAGGAAACCCAAAGAAGCUUCUGUCAUUAAGGAUCAUCAGCUGUCCAGUUUCCUGCCAAAGAGGUUUAAUGAAGAGCUGGUUAGAGUUUACUACAGAAGAACUGAUGGGAAUAAAGAGAAGCAGAAGAUGGAGGAGGCUGAGAAGUGCUUUCAGAUCUGGUGUGGCUCCAAUUUUGGACUCCAGUAAUGUGCACAUGGUUUAUAAUACGUGAUGUUUCAGACACAACCAGUACUGUGUCUAUAUUUGUUGUGAUACAUAUUUCCUUCUGUUGUACAUUCAAUGUUUAAUGACUAAACUAAAGGGCAGAGGUGGAGAGUCCAGGGGUCAGAAAGUAAAAGUCCUGCCACAUUUUUGCUCCACCCAUGAACUCAGCAGCUGAUUUCACCAGAGGAGGAAACAAGUCAUUCCUUCCAAGUCACAAACUAGUCUCAACUCAAAUCCCAAGUCCUCAAAGAGUUAAAGUCAAUGAGAUAAUUAAGUGACUAAUUAAAUGAUGAUUGUGCAUUGGUGAUGAACACCUGCUGUUAUUGUGCGUUACAGAGGAUCAGAUGCUGAUGUUUUAUUGGUUAAAAUUAUGCCACCAUCAUUGAGAUCAGUGUUUGCUUCAGUUGGGCUCUUGACCUUUGGUUUCUUAUGUUAGAUAUUUCUCUGUAAAAGUACAUGUGCUGUUAUAAAACAGUGCGAUCUGUGCUUUGCAGAAAACCGUUACUAGCUCCUUUUACAUGAUGAAGUAAUUACUAGGCAUCAGCCUGUUUAUUUCCAAAACAAUUUUAUGUAUUUAUUAUUAACAAAUGUUCAGUUUUUAAAUAACCUACCUUGUGGAACCGUUGGUUUAAUCACUAUAAUGAAUACAUUUCCUAAUGUAUGUAAUAAAUAUAAAUUUUUUCGAAAUCUUUUCCUAAUAAGACGCACAGACAUCAUGGCCCAGCAUAUGAAUCUCAACAAUGGUGACAAUCAACAAAACACUUCAAGUUGAAGUGCAUGCUGGGUAACACCAUAGUAAAAACUCUGAUUAUGCACUGUAGCAUGAAUAAUUAUUGUAACCACUGUUGAGGAUCAUAUGAUAAGUGCUCAUGUCUAAAAUCCCGAGCCUGUACAAUUUUUUCCCCCAAUAUUUAAGCAUUACAAUAAUAUUUGUUUAAUAGGACUUUUUUGUAGUUCAGUAAUUGCUGAACAUAAUUUAACAAACCAAAGAGAGACACCUUCAUGAAGUUAAUUAAAAUGUUUUAGAUAAAAAAGGGCAAUUAAAUUUUCUACUUCAAGCUUUUAAUUCAGCAAUGUGUUAAUGUUUAUUACGUAACACAACAGCAAGUGUUUAAAAGCAAAUUACUUUGAAUUAUUAAAAGGGUCAAGAGCCCAACUAAAGCAAACACUGAUCUCCAUGAUGGUGGAUUCACCACGAUUAUGGUGACAAAGUUUUUUUUUUUUUUUUUUUUUUUUCUUCCAGUUGAUUUCAUCCAAGGCUGUGCUUAAAGUCAAUUGUAGUUCUUGUGUUUCUCUUUUCUUCAGUGAUGUUGAUUGUUAACAGCAGGUGUUCAUCUCUAAUGCAGAAUUAUCAUUUAAUUAGUCACUUAAUUAUCUCAUUGACUUUAACUCUUUGAGGACUUGGGAUUUGACUCAAGACUUGUUUGUGACUUGAAAGGAAUGACUUGAUUCCUCCUCUGAUGAAAUCAGCUGCUGGGUUCAUGGGUGGAACAAAAAUAUGGCAGGACUUUUACUUUCUGACCCCUGGACUCUCCACCUC